CGACCACUGAUGAAGAAGCUGAACCAAUACUGGCAUUCCUCAGAGAGAAAUUUUCAUUAGAAAUGAUCAAUGGAUGAAAUGAUCCUACGACAAAAGGAGGUACGACUAUUGAUACGGUAUUCGCGAGAAAUAUUGAUAAAAUAUAUGUAAGACAUUUCAUAUCGUAUUUUAGUUAUCAUAAUCCAAUUGUAAAUAUUAUAGAUAUCAAUCCGUCAGAACUAGGGAUGGCAACGAUUAAUCAUUUGAUUAAAUUAAUCGAUUAUUUUCAUUCAAUUUACGAUUUAAUUGCAUCGAAACACCUUUUCUAAUUACUCGACUAUUACUCGAGUAAUUGCAAAAUAAUCGCAAACAGCAUUUUCAAAUUUAAUACAUUUUAUGUUCAUCUAAGUUAGCUUACAAGGGUCGAAAUUGGUCACAUCAGUCAUUAAUGACUGCAAACGUUGUAAACAUAGUGAAAUUCUAAUAUGUCAAGGUAGUUUAAUAUCAAAAAAUGAAUGUCUGGUAACACUGCAUUUACAGUUAAGUCAAACGCAUUUUACGUUCAGUUGUUUGAAGAGCAAUGGCGCCAGUUAAAAGCGAAGUGUGGAAAUUUUUUAAUAAAAUAAGCAAUAACUACGUUAAAUGUCAACUUUGCUGCAAAAAUUUAAAAUUUUCUAAUAAUACAUCAAAUAUGUUGCAGCAUUUAAAAUUAAAGCAUGCAACUGUAGCCUGCAAAUUGGUGACUCUGCAAUCUAGGAGUAAAGACAAUGUUUCCCUAAGUGAUGAUGACACUGAAACCAUGAUUGAAAUGCCGAAUUGCAGCAGCAAACCAAUUAAUGAAAGCCCUUUGAGUGAGGGGCCAAGCUUCAGCAGCAAGAAACCGAAUGAAAGCAGCAUGAUAGAGCUACCCAGCUGUAGCAAUAAAAAUCCUCAACCCCUCAUUUCUAAAGUCUUCCAAAAUAUUGAAAAUUUUUCGCUUCAUGGCUCAAAGAACCAAAAGCUACAGCAUGGAAUAGUGGAAAUGGUUAUCAAGGAUAAUCUACCUUUUGACUUUGUUGAAGGUAAAGGCUUCUUAAGUUUCAUGAAGCAACAUUUUCCUCUUUACAAAGUCCCAACAAGAAAUACCAUCAAGGCUCACAUUGAAAAAAUGUACGAUGAAGAAAAAGAAAAAUGUGUAGCGAUGCUAAAAACUUUUUCAUAUUUGAGUUUAACGAUAGAUAUCUGGACUGAUGUAGAAAUGAAUAGCAUGCUUGGUGUGACAAUUCAUGGUGUAAAUGGGACAAAGCAAUUUAAUGGAACCAUUGGCGUUUAUAAAUUAACGGAAACACAUACUGCAUCACAUAUUUCCGAAGUUCUCAUUGCUGCUUUGAAAGACUUUUCUAUUGACGAAAAACAAGUAAUGGCUGUAGUGACCGAUAAUGGUGCAAACAUCGUAAAAGCAGUACAUGAUUCUUUUGGCAAAAAACGCCAUAUUCCUUGUUUUGCACACACCCUCAAUUUGGUAUGUGAAAACUCACUGAACGAUCCUGAAGUAAAUGCAGUUGUUGUAAAAUGCAAAAAAAUAGUUAAGUGGCUAAAAAGAAGUGUUAAAGCUAAUGAUGAUCUUCGAAAUAUGCAAGCUGCUGCCGGAGUAGCUGAAGGCAAAAUGCUAAAGCCAAUUUUGGACGUGAAAACACGUUGGAAUUCGACUUACUACAUGCUUGAACGGUUCAUUAAACUAUGUUCAUAUAUUAACCAAAUACUCCUCAACUAUUCUGACGCACCGGUAAUGAUAACAUCUAAGGAAAAAGAUGAUAUCAUCGAAAUACUCAGUGUAUUGAGACCAUUAGAAGCAAUGACUGUACAACUAAGUGGUGAACAACGAGCAACGUUAAGUCAAGUGAUUCCAUUAGUUCACUGUGGUCGGGAACAAAUAGUGAGAAUAACAGCUAAACAGCCAGUCGCUGAACAACUAAAAGAUGUCGUGUUAAAUCAGUUUGAUCGUAGAUUUGGCUACAUCGAACAUUCCUUUUUGCUAGCUGCAUCAACAUUACUCGACCCGAGAUUCAAAAUAAUUCAUUUCAAAGACCCAUUAGCGUUGUCCCCAGUUAUAAAGUUUUUACGUACUGAAAUAACAGUUGCAGAUGAUACUAUGGAAACGGGCAGCGAAUCGUCAGUGGAAUCGGUAGAGAAUGAGUUUGAUCUCUGGGCUCCUCACAAAACUCUAGUGCACAAAAGAAGGAGGAAGGACAACGAUUUUACAUCUCCACAAGAUGAAUUGAGCUUUUAUUUGAAUUGUCAGGUAUUAGAACUAAGUGGAAACACUAUUGAUGCUUGGGAAGAAAUGAAAACCGUUUACCCAAAACUGUACGGACUUUCAAAAAAGUAUUGUCAUCUACUUGGUACCUCAGUACCAGCUGAGCGGCUUUUCUCAAAAGCGGGUGCAACUGCGACCGAAAAACGCAAUCGUUUGACAACAAAACGUUUAUCGAAAUUGCUUUUUCUUCAAACUUGGUUGAACAGAGAAUAAAUUUUCUUGACUUCAAUGAAUAUAUUUUCCUUUAUGCUAAGACAAAUGAAUUUUUAAUACGAUAUUUUAAUUUUAUUUCCGUUUUUGUUUUUGUGUAUAUACCAAAAUAAUUUGAAUGUCUGAAAUAAGAAUAUAGUCUCCUAUAUUUUAUUGGUUUUAUUUUUACGCAAAAAUACAAAACAUAGUCUUUCAAGCAAAAGGCAAUUCUUUUACUUUAAGAUUGCUGUACGAAUUUUGAAAAAUUUAAUGUGCUACUUAACUUCAAAUAUAGGCCAUUUUCUCUUUUAGGAUAUGUCUGGGACUCUGUGAUAGAGCAUUAUAAUACAAGAUUCGUCGCUGAAACUUGGUUGUGGUCUUUAUGCAAACAUUGGAAUUAAUCGAUUAAUCGAUUUUUUUACAUUAAUUGCAAUUAAUUGCAAUUAUUUUUUUAUAUCUUGCAAUUAAUCAUUUGAUUAUUUAAUCGAUUAAAAAAAAAUUUUUGCCAUCCCUAGU
Messenger RNA from Zeugodacus cucurbitae (melon fly), 2980 nucleotides. RefSeq names its product zinc finger BED domain-containing protein 4-like. NCBI's taxonomy places the organism in Eukaryota, Metazoa, Arthropoda, Insecta, Diptera, Tephritidae. Bases 560 to 2488 code for a protein of 642 amino acids. The record is from RefSeq and is a predicted model, not a curated record. The transcript is spliced from 3 exons. Gene Ontology annotation, molecular function: protein dimerization activity; DNA binding.